UAGUCAGAUGCUAGUAGGCGGCACAUUAAAUUCAAAAUAUGUACAACAAAAAUCCGACAAAAUUUGUAUUUCCAACGAAUCUGAACAGCUUGCCGCCUAUCUGAGCAGCGAUAGAGAAUACGAUAAAUAAAAUUCCGAAUAAAAAUAUAUAACAAAUUUUAAAAUGCCUGAAAAGCCAAGCACAUCCAAUCCAAAGCCGACACCGGCAGGUAAAGCGACCAAAAGCACCAAGGAUACUAAAGAUACCAAGGAUGCAAAACCCGGUCCAAAGCAACCGGUCAUACGCACACCGAUGCCCAACACUCAUGAUCGGAUAUGGAAGAUCAUGAAAAUGUAGCACUAAAUACAUUCAAGUUGACGGCAAACUUUUAUUUGAAACUCUAACAAAACCAGACUCGUUUCUUUUUAUAUGAUAAAGCUUGUUGCUUAAGAUACUAUUAAAUACGAAUUGCCGUUAAAACUUGUGUCCUUUACUCUACUGAAUAAAGCGCAAAAGUACCUGACCAAAAA
Molecule: messenger RNA, 510 nt
Organism: Drosophila virilis
Lineage: Eukaryota; Metazoa; Arthropoda; Insecta; Diptera; Drosophilidae
Source: RefSeq, a predicted model, not a curated record